GUGCGCACGUUUCCGUUUUUCGCCCCACAACUACUUACACAAGUUUAAAACGGUAUUAAAACAUUUUAUAUGUCUUUGCUGCUCACUUGAAGCAACGUGUCAUAUUAAAUCGGGYGGUGCUGUCGACUUCCUUCAUCCAUGGUUUGCGGGAGUCCCGGGCCCCGGCACACCGGCUCCGGCUCCAGCCAUGUCGAGUGCAGCGGCUGGCGGCGGUGACAGAGCGCGAAGCGAACCGGCAGAUGAUGUGCUGGUUGAAGAACAGAGCAGUUCUGCGUCUCUGCCCAGCUCGAUGAACACAUCUUUACCUGCUGGUGUUUCGUUGAACAUGGGGAUGCCCCGGAAGCGUAAGGGCAGCACAGACAACCAGGAUUCUAACUUGGCUUCAAUCAACGAUGGAGAUUUGGAGGAUGACCAGGACAGGUCAGAUGGAGAAGACCAACAUGCCAAAAAAAACUGUUUCAGGGAGCCACACAGCAAAAUUGAGAAAAGACGACGAGAUAAAAUGAACACACUCAUCGACAAGCUCUCAGCCAUGAUACCAACAUGUAACCCCAUGUCUCGUAAACUGGACAAACUCACGGUGCUCCGACUGGCGGUGCAGCACCUGAAGUCUCUCAAAGGUUCAGCGAGCGCCUUUUCRGAAACAAACUACAAACCAUCAUUCCUUCCUGAAGAGGAGCUGAGGCACUUAGUCCUCAGGGCUGCAGAUGGGUUCCUGUUUGUUGUGGACUGUGAUCGAGGGAAAAUAGUGUUUGUCUCUGAGUCCAUCUCGAAGAUAUUAAAUUAUAGCCGGGCGGAGCUGAUUGGACAGAGCCUGUUUGAUUACAUCCACCCUAAGGAUAUGGGGAAGGUGAAGGAGCAGCUGUCAGCUUCUGAAUUACACCCUCGUGAACGGCUAAUAGAUGCUAAAACUGGUGUGCAGGUCCAAGCCGACCUCCCCGUCGGUGCGUCUCGGUUGUGUUCAGGCGCGCGCCGCUCUUUCUUUUAUCGCAUGAAAUACAACAAAAUCCCUGUGAAGGUGGAGGAGAAAGAACCUCAGGCCAACUCCUCUAAAAAGAAAGAGUCACAGAAGUACUGCACAGUCCACUGCACGGGCUACAUGCGCAGCUGGCCCACCAGUCAGAUGGCAUCGGAGGGGAAMGGGGACUCAGACAAGCAGGAGAGCUCCUCCUUCAGCUGCCUGGUGGCGGUGGGACGCGUUCACACCCACUCAGCUCCUCAAGUCAACGGAGAGGUCCGAAUUAAACCCACGGAGUUCAUCACUCGCUACACCAUGGACGGCAAAUUCACUUUUGUUGAUCAAAGAGCAACAACCGUUCUAGGCUAUCUUCCACAAGAAUUGCUUGGGACUUCAUGUUAUGAGUACUUCCAUCAAGAUGACUUAAUACAUUUAGCUGAUAAGCAUCGAAAAGUGCUGCGAAGUCGAGAGAAAAUCGAGACAAACUGCUAUAAAUUCAAAACAAAACACGGCUCUUUUGUCACUCUGCAGAGUCAGUGGUUUAGUUUUGUAAACCCCUGGAACAAAGAAGUCGAGUACAUAGUGUCGACUAACAGAGUUAUAUCGCACGAGAACAGUCGAACAGGACGAUCAGGGAACAAGUCUGAGCAGUCGAGCGAUUCCAAGACUUCAGAAGAUGGAAAGAAGUCUCUUCCGGUCAUCCCAGGCAUCUCCUCUGCAGCUGGAACUCUGAUCUAUCCUGGAAACAUAGGAACACAGAUCGCUAACGAGCUGCUGGAUUUCAACAAGCUCAACUCGUCACCCCCGAGCGGGAACGUCAGUCCCUUCAGUCUGCAACAGGAAAAGUCUCCCCAGACUCCGAAUCAAAWCAACAACAGUGUGCCAAAUGGAGAAACAUCCGACAUGGAGAUUCCUGGGAAGUCCAGCUCAGACAGUGAGCCCCAAGGAGCUUCGUUCUCAGGKGGAGACACACUUCUGGGGGAUAAUCCCCAGCUGGACUUGGAUAGUGUCGUUGGACCAGGCCUCAACAGUCUUAGCAACGACGAAGCAGCCAUGGCGGUGAUCCUGAGCCUGCUGGAGACUGACGCAAACCUGGAUGAAGCUGUAGACUUUGAAGAGAUGCACUGGUCUCUGUAGAAUUCCUUUUGACAGCUGAUGAGAAACAUUUGGGACCUCAGAAUGCUAACUUCAGAAGGCAGCAUUAAGAAAAAAAACCCAUGUUAAAUUAUUUGUUUUUUGUUCAGACAUAAGCUGUCGUGUUUUUAUGAGAUCAGGACUGGUGAUGAUGCGGGACACGGUUGUGCCUCUGAAGCCUUACAACCGUUUGUCUGUCCUGAAACGCUGUUCCUCUCUAAAUGGUUCCGCCUCACAAGGUAGAAGAAUCAACCGACCCAGACUAUGAUGAAGUAGGAUUUAUCUAUUCUACCUUCACCUUUUAUAUAAGAGAAGAAAACUAAACAAGUCUGACUUGAUCAGACAGUUAUAAUAACUUCWCUUGGUACUGUAUGAUUUAAUUUUUAAAAAAUUGUUUGUGAGACCACCCGGCCCAUCUCUGCAACGCCUCAGGAUCGAGUACACAACAGUAAACCACACUUCCGCAACCUCUUACCUUUGACAGUCAAACUCCAUGAUGUUGUCAGAGUUUUUUCUCAUCAGUAUCUGAACACGUUUCACUGUAYCCCACCUGUAAACCUCUUCUGUUGUGCACUGACCCAAACGAGCUGUAACAGUGUGGCGCUCAGGCCGUGUUGUGUCUUAAAAGGGACGGUUUGCGUAGAAAGUCCGUUACGUUAUUGGCUCUGGCUUCGAACGUUUAACCGCACAAGACAUAUUUAGGAGGAAGCUGUUCAAUAACUCCUAUGGAUUUAUGAGCAAAAAUAAGAAGUUCUGAAGAUGAGACUCAAAGUGUGACAGAAGCGGUAGCUCAGGAAGUUUUAUGUUUCCUACUUCCUGUACAUUACUGGUUUGUCUUGUCACGAGUGUCGCCUGCUUGUUGUUACCGUUGCUUUAUAGUUUUGCAGGUAAACCAUUAUUUUAGUGUUUUUUUUUUCUUUGUUUUUAAUGUAUAACGCAAAGACUCGUUUCCGUUUGUUAGAUUUUUUUGUGUUUAUUUAGGUGCGCAUUACAUCAUCGUGUAAUUAGGACAUUGUGCUAUGCAGAACUGUCAUUCCACGAAACCUAAAUUUAAAGUGUUUUAAUUUUUUCUCUGUCAUAGUUUGUGCAUGACUCCUGAAGUUUUAAGAACCUUUUACUGACUUGUKUCGUUUCACUUUGAGUCCCCGUCGUCGUUGAUCUCCGUGUAGUUCUGAAACGCACACUUUAGCUUUUAGACGUGGUGAUGGGAAACAUUACAAUAUCUGUUGGCGAUCCACUGUUUUGUUGUUUUGACUUUUAAAAUGUUACAGAAGCAACAGAAGCAUGUAACUGUGCUCUCACCCCCCCAAAAGUUUUUUACUAAGUUAAACUUUUUAUAAUUUAACGUCAGAUACUAUAUAGAAAUAUGGUGUGUCUCAGUCUGACUUUAAGAAAGUUGAUGUUUUGUCUGUUUAAGCACUUUGUACUCAUCCCCUUCUUUUUAAAUAGUAGAAAACAGAAUAUCCUCCAUAAAGUAAUACUAAAAUAUAAAUGAAUUUAUUGUACAAUUAAGCAAACACAUCAGUCGGUGUUGUUUUAAAAUUUAUUCUAGUUCCUGGGGUCUGAGCAUAUGUGACGUUCACCCUGUAAACUUUGUGUUGUGCACAGAGGGAGUUUAUUGUCAGAAAAUCMGUAUUUUACCCUUGAUAACUUUAAUCCUGAGCAUUACAUGGGGUAUUUUAAGUUUUGUGUUGGUAUGUCGGGCCACGAUUCAGUUGUUUCUUAAGGACUGUUCAGGGGUUUUCAGUAAAAACUCUUGUUUUGGGUUAAAAACAAAUCUGUCGUGAUUCAUGAAGAUUACUGUCUUUAAAUGCUUGAAUUCUGAGGAGCCAGUUGAUGGAACAGCAGAACUCACAGAAACCCUCCUUUGUGUCCGAAGUGCCUUUGGACAUUUCUGCUUGGACACCUGGUGGACCUGUGUGUUCCUUUCUUUUACGGAGGGCUAAAAUGGAUUAACUUGAAGCACUGAUGGCUUACCGUGCUGAUCAUAAAUGAGCCGAAUUUCUGUUCGGAGAUGAAACGGAAGCUGAGCGCGCUUUCUUCACUUCUCACUACCUAUAACCAAACCAGUAGAGCUGUGGAGUCGAACCAGAAAUACAAGCUGGUCUUUUUUUUUCUUUUUCAAAGAGAAAAUUUCUGUUUUUGUACGAUUUUGUUUUUUUUUGUCGUCGUCGUGCUUCUUCUUCCAUCUUUGCACUGUUUUAGCUGUAAUCUCUCCAGAAAGCUAAUAUAUUUCCCGACACAUCAAUGUUUAUAUUUUCCUUUUGUCCUGGUUUGAAAUAAAAAAAAUGUAGUUUUUGCAAAA
Messenger RNA from Austrofundulus limnaeus, 4397 nucleotides. It is a transcript of the gene bmal2, whose product is annotated as basic helix-loop-helix ARNT like 2. The transcript is spliced from 17 exons. The record is from RefSeq and is a predicted model, not a curated record. Gene Ontology annotation, biological process: regulation of DNA-templated transcription. Gene Ontology annotation, cellular component: transcription regulator complex; nucleus; cytoplasm. Gene Ontology annotation, molecular function: DNA-binding transcription factor activity; protein dimerization activity. NCBI's taxonomy places the organism in Eukaryota, Metazoa, Chordata, Actinopteri, Cyprinodontiformes, Rivulidae. Bases 188 to 2095 code for a protein of 635 amino acids.